This is a messenger RNA of Paracoccidioides brasiliensis Pb18, 501 nucleotides long. RefSeq names its product mediator complex subunit NUT2. Gene Ontology annotation, biological process: regulation of transcription by RNA polymerase II. Bases 1 to 501 code for a protein of 166 amino acids. The record is from RefSeq and is a predicted model, not a curated record. The transcript has 3 exons. Gene Ontology annotation, cellular component: mediator complex. Gene Ontology annotation, molecular function: transcription coregulator activity.
AUGGCGCCGGUAACAUUGAACAGCAUCGAUAAUGUUGUACAGCACUUAUUCGAGAUUCAGUCCGCCAUCCACGGAUACCUUGGAGCAGAAACUCAGCAGGAGCUUGUACGGAAAAUAAAAUCCCUAACCCUCUCACUAUCAACUCUCUCGGAACACUCUCGCCCAGACCCCUCCGCUUCCCCUUCCCAAACCACUCCGCGCAUAAACGACCCGGACCCACCCCUUCAAUCCGUCCAACUACCACCUGAAAUAAUAGACUACGUCGACGCAGCACGCAACCCGGACAUCUAUACGCGAGAAUUCGUGGAGCUUGUGCAGCGUGGAAAUCAGGAUUUGAAAGGCAAAGCGGAGGCUUUUGCAAGUUUUCGGGAUGUCCUGGCGAGGGAGAUGGUGAGCGCGAUGCCUGAGUGUAAAGGAGAAGUAGAGAGGAUUCUAAAGGCUACUGGUGGAAGUGUGAGUGGCGAAGAUGUUGGCCAAGCUAAGAGUGGAAAUGGGGGUUGA